CCUCGGCGCUCACGUGACCCGUCCUGCAGCCGCUGGGGCCGGAGGGUGCAGCUCGGCGGAGGCCUGGCCAGGCCGGGCCGAGCGGAGCAGGCCGGAGCGCGCCGCGCGCCAGGGAGGGUCUGAGUGCCGCGCCUCCCGCCGCACCCGCUCGCGCGCUCGCAAGCCGUGCCUCGGCUCUGGGACCCCUGGCGGGCGGCCGGAGGACAUGGCCGGCGACGCCGUGCAGAGCGAGCCUCGCAGCUGGUCGCUGCUGGAGCAGCUGGGUCUGGCUGGGGCAGACCUGGCAGCCCCCGGGGUGCAGCAGCAACUGGAGUUAGAACGAGAGCGACUGAAGAGGGAAAUCCGCAAGGAGCUGAAGCUGAAGGAGGGCGCCGAGAACCUGAGGCGAGCCACCACUGACCUGGGCCGCAGCUUGGGCCCUGUGGAGCUGCUGCUGAGGGGCUCUGCUCGACGCCUUGACUUGCUCCACCAGCAGCUGCAGGAGCUGCAUGCGCAUGUGGUGCUACCUGACCCUGCAGCCGGGAGUGAUGCUCCCCAAUCCCUUGGAGACGGCAGCCCUAUGUGCUCAUCCACCAACCUGAGCCGAGUGGCUGGCCUGGAGAAACAACUGGCCAUUGAGCUGAAGGUCAAACAGGGGGCAGAAAACAUGAUCCAGACUUACAGUAAUGGCAGCACCAAGGACCGGAAGCUGCUGUUGACGGCCCAGCAGAUGCUGCAGGAUAGUAAGACCAAGAUUGACAUCAUCCGCAUGCAGCUUCGCCGUGCACUACAGGCUGGCCAGCUGGAGAGCCAGGCGGCUCCUGAAGAGGCCCAAGGCUGUCCUUCAGGUUGUCCCACUGUCAUGUGGCCCGUGCCCAUAGGAGGCCCAGAGCUGGGAGCUGUAGAGCUUCGCAUUGAGGAGCUGAGACACCAUUUCAGAGUGGAGCAUGCUGUGGCAGAAGGUGCCAAGAAUGUCCUGCGUCUGCUCAGUGCUUCCAAGGCCCCAGACCGCAAGGCAGUCAGUGAGGCUCAGGAGAAAUUGACUGAAUCUAACCAAAAGCUGGGCUUGCUGCGUGAGUCACUGGAGCGGCGCCUCGGGGAGCUACCGGCUGAUCACCCCAAGGGCCGGCUACUUCGGGAGGAGCUUACUGUGGCCUCAUCAUCAGCCUUCAGUGCAAUGCUGCCUGGGCCCUUCCCUGCCACGCACUACAGCACGUUGAGCAAGCCUGCACCUCUCACAGGGACCCUGGAAGUACGAGUGAUAGGCUGCAGGAAUCUUCCAGAGACCAUCCCCUGGAACCCUUCCCUCUCAGCUGGGGCAUCUGGAACCCCUGACAGCCGUACCCCUUUCCUAAACCGCCCAGCUCGGGGCCUUUACAGCCGAAGCGGAAGCCUUAGUGGACGGAGCAGCCUCAAGGGAGAAGCUGAAAACACGACCGAGGUCAGCACCGUGCUCAAGCUGGACAAUGCAGUGGUGGGACAGACAGCCUGGAAGCCGUGCGGCCCCAAUGCCUGGGACCAGAGCUUUACCCUGGAACUGGAGAGGGCACGGGAGCUGGAGUUGGCUGUGUUCUGGAGGGACCAGAGGGGCCUGUGUGCGCUCAAAUUUCUGAAGUUGGAGGACUUCUUGGACAACGAGAGGCAUGAGGUGCAGCUGGACAUGGAACCCCAGGGAUGCCUGGUGGCUGAGGUCACCUUUCGCAACCCCAUCAUUGAGCGGAUCCCUAGGCUACAACGGCAGAAAAAAAUUUUCUCCAAGCAGCAAGGGAAGGCAUUUCAGCGUGCCAGACAGAUGAACAUUGAUGUGGCAACUUGGGUGAGGCUCCUCCGGAGACUCAUCCCUAAUUCUGUCACCACGGGUACCUUCAGUCCCAACGCAUCUCCAGGUUCUGAGGUUCGGAACACUGGAGAUAUAUCCAUGGACAAGUUGAACCUUGGUGCUGACUCAGACAGCUCGUCCCAGAAGAGUCCCCCAGGGAUGCCCCCCACCUUAUGCAGCCUGAGUUCUCCAACCCAUGAAUCCACCUCCUCUCCAGAGCCGCCUUCAGAGACCCAGGAGACCCCAGGCCCCGGCCCGUGCAGCCCCCUGAGGAAGUCACCCCUGAUGCUUGAGGACUUCAAGUUCUUGGCAGUGCUGGGUCGGGGUCAUUUUGGGAAGGUGCUGCUGUCUGAAUUCCGCUCUAGUGGGGAGCUCUUUGCCAUCAAAGCCUUGAAGAAAGGUGACAUAGUAGCCCGAGACGAGGUGGAGAGCUUGAUGUGUGAGAAGCGGAUUUUGGCGGCCGUGACCAGGGCAGGACAUCCCUUCCUGGUGAACCUUUUCGGCUGUUUCCAGACCCCAGAGCACGUGUGCUUUGUGAUGGAGUACUCAGCGGGCGGAGACCUGAUGCUGCACAUCCACAGCGAUGUGUUCUCUGAGCCGCGGGCCGUCUUCUAUUCUGCCUGUGUGGUGCUGGGGCUGCAGUUCCUCCAUGAACACAAGAUUGUCUACAGGGACCUGAAGUUGGACAAUUUGCUCCUGGAUACUGAGGGCUACGUCAAGAUCGCAGACUUUGGCCUCUGCAAGGAGGGGAUGGGCUAUGGAGACCGGACCAGCACAUUCUGUGGAACCCCAGAGUUCCUGGCGCCCGAAGUGCUGACAGACACAUCCUACACGCGAGCGGUGGACUGGUGGGGACUGGGCGUGUUGCUCUAUGAGAUGCUGGUUGGGGAGUCUCCGUUCCCUGGGGACGACGAGGAGGAGGUUUUUGACAGUAUUGUCAACGAUGAGGUUCGUUAUCCCCGUUUCCUGUCAGCAGAGGCCAUUGGCAUCAUGAGAAGGCUGCUGCGGAGGAACCCAGAGCGGAGGUUGGGAGCCACUGAGCGGGAUGCAGAAGAUGUGAAAAAACAGCCUUUUUUCAGGACGCUGGGCUGGGAUGUCCUGUUGGCUCGUCGCCUGCCCCCACCCUUCGUGCCUACACUUUCGGGGCGCACCGAUGUCAGCAACUUCGAUGAGGAGUUCACUGGGGAGGCGCCCACGCUGAGCCCACCCCGGGAUGCGCGGCCCCUCACAGCUGUGGAGCAGGCUGCCUUCCGGGAUUUCGACUUUGUGGCAGGAGGCUACUAGCCCCAAGCCCCUGCUUUGCCCAAGAGUUCUUGGUUUUAAAAAGGUCUUUGGGGUUUACCCCAUACAUGCA
This is a messenger RNA of Chionomys nivalis (European snow vole), 3152 nucleotides long. RefSeq names its product protein kinase N1 (gene Pkn1). The transcript has 22 exons. The record is from RefSeq and is a predicted model, not a curated record. Gene Ontology annotation, biological process: protein phosphorylation; signal transduction. The coding region runs from base 206 to 3082 and encodes 958 amino acids. Lineage: Eukaryota; Metazoa; Chordata; Mammalia; Rodentia; Cricetidae. Gene Ontology annotation, molecular function: small GTPase binding; protein serine/threonine kinase activity; ATP binding.